AUGGCCGACAGUGGAAGAGUUUCUUGUGGUCGCGAUUAUAAUUGUAUUCCUGACUUGGUUGUUGCUCUUAACUCAGCGUCACAAAGCGGGUUUGACUUCAUUUGUGCCCCAAUAUGUCACCCACGGUAUAAAAGAGAGUUUAUUGAUCCUCCGGCUGAUCGUACCAAGGCAUUUGCACGGGCUGAUCUUGUUUUAAACAGUCAAGAUUGGGGAAGUUUAGUUGUUGGUAAAAUUUCACCAUGGAUCAAUCUUGAUGCUACUGAUGACAUUGUGCGCAAAAACUCUGAAAAGGCUUUGACACAAGAAAUCAAUUAUGCCAUUCAUCUUGGYCUACCGUCCGUCAUGAUUAGCAUUAAUAGCUAUGACUGCAGYAAUCUUUCACAUUUUGUUAACGAUAUCCUCAUUAACUCACAUGUACAGCAGUUAUGGAUAAAAGUUCCAAUGGUUUCACCAGCAGAUUUGUAUGACAAAAGCUUGUUUGAAGAAGAUGAACAGAUGGAUAUCAGCAAAGAGAAAACCAAAGAACAGGAUACUUGGGAAUGGUGGAAUAAUUUUAGAUGUGUCUGUARCAACAAUAGAAAAGCUGGACUAGCUCUUGAAAUCUCAGAAAUGCUGCCGUCUGAUGCAGAAAUCAAAAGAUGGUGUGGUGAACCAAUCAAGGCUGCCAUCAUUCCUACUGACAUCUUCCUCACUAACAGAAAAGGUUUCCCAGUUCUUUCUAAAGCUCAUCAAGCAUUUGUUAGGCAGUUGUUCAAGUUGAAUGUUCAGCUAAUUUUGAGUGGCUGUUCCAAGCAUAAAAACAAGGGAAUUGGAUUUUAUUAUCAGUAUCUUGAGCAUCUUUAUCAGAGUCAACCAGCUUUAGAUAAUGUCAGCCAGUUUGCAAAGGGUUAUGAGGACUACUUACAGUGUCCUUUACAGCCUCUUUCAGAUAAUCUUGAGUCACAGACGUACGAGAUAUUUGAGCGGGAUCCUGUUAAGUACUCACAAUAUCAGAAGGCAGUCUAUGAAGCGCUGAUUGAUCGAGUUCCUGAAGAAAAGAAAAAUGAAAUUGUAACGGUCAUAAUGGUGGUGGGUGCAGGACGUGGUCCAUUAGUAAGAGCCUCUUUGACAGCMAGUGAAGAAUCAGGUCGAAAGGCACGUGUUUAUGCCGUGGAGAAAAACCCCAAUGCUAUUGUCACGCUUGAGACGUUAAAGAGGGAGGAAUGGGGAGAGAGAGUUACCAUCAUAUCAUGUGACAUGAGGGAAUGCGAACCUCCAGAAAAGGCUGAUAUUUUAGUUAGCGAGUUGUUGGGUUCGUUUGGAGAUAACGAACUGUCACCUGAAUGCCUUGACGGAGCACAACGUUUUUUGAAAGAUGACGGAAUAAGCAUUCCCAGUGAAUACACAUCKUACAUGUCACCUUUGUGCGCUCCAAAGCUGCACUAUGACUUAUCACAAGGGACGAAACUUGACAACAAAGGACCACAAGCUCCAUUCGAGACUCCUUACGUUGUAAGACUCCACAACGUUUACGUUUUGGCAGAACCGCAGACCUGCUUUACAUUUGUUCAUCCCAACAAAGAUAAACUGAUCGAUAAUUCACGCUACAUAACGCUAAACUAUGACGUAGAGACAAGCGCAAUGAUUCAUGGAUUCGCUGGAUAUUUUGAUGCUGUUCUAUUUAAAGAUGUGACCAUAAGUAUACACCCUGACACUCAUUCUGAAGGAAUGUUUAGCUGGUUUCCUUUCUACAUUCCUAUCCAGACUCCAGUAUACGUCGAGAAAGGCUCAACCAUUACUGUCCACCUAUGGCGCAAGUGCACCCGCCAGAAAGUCUGGUACGAGUGGUGCAUGACACGCCCAUCGCCUAUACCAAUACAYAAUCCUGCUGGGAGGUCUUACGUCAUCGGUCUUUAAGGCCCAUUAUGACMAUAAUCUAGGACUAAUACGACAUUUUAUUGGUGGAAGAUUUAACAUCUAAGAUGU
Molecule: messenger RNA, 1965 nt
Organism: Exaiptasia diaphana
Lineage: Eukaryota; Metazoa; Cnidaria; Anthozoa; Actiniaria; Aiptasiidae
Product: protein arginine N-methyltransferase 5
Biological process (GO): regulation of DNA-templated transcription; peptidyl-arginine N-methylation
Cellular component (GO): cytosol; nucleus
Source: RefSeq, a predicted model, not a curated record